UUUAGUACCAUAGAAAUUAAGCCUCCAGGAUUUAGUGCAAAUUGCAGAACAAUAUUUAAAGCCUAUCGCGGGAAGAACGAGAUUUUUGGUCUAAAAAUAGACUCUAGAUCUUCCAUUUCUUCGAUUCGUAGCACGCACUUGGAUCUUAGAUGUAAGAUAACAGCCCGGCCGAGGACUGCGUGCCCGCCAGCCUUAGCUCCUAGGGAUUUCUUUUAUUAUUUUUUUCAUCGCUCGGUAAAUAUUUGUUUCCAUUGUAGUCGCAUAGAGACUGUUUGGAGACGGAUUACCGCCGGGAAAUCCCUAAGAAUACACACGAAUUAACUGAGAGAUUUUUUUUUGGGAUAUUUGGACAUCGAGAUAUCGGUAUCACAAGCAGCGAAGAUCCAUCAGUGUGUGAAGGUGGUCACCAGCGAAGAUGAUCUUUGGGCUUGCGCAGUUUAAAGUUGCUGAGGGUAGUGCUUUUUAUCAGUAUCUUGCUACUAUUACAGGAUGUCUUGGUGUCUUAUCCAGCGCGAUGCACUUCGCAUGGCCCUCACCAUCGCUCCCCCACCUCCUGAGCCCCGACUCACCAAUUCCGGUGACCAGUCAAGAUGGUUCCUGGUUAGCAGCCAUGCCCUGCAUAGGAGCAGCCUCUGGUUCCCUCAUGACCGCUUACAUGGUUGAUAAAAUAGGCCGCAAAAGCUGUAUGCUGAUGACAGCACCUGCAUAUUUGCUUGCGUGGCUAAUGGUUGCCUUCGCCAGCACCAUUUGGGAGCUCUAUGUGGCUAGAUUCAUCGCUGGAUGGGCUGACGGGCUCGUGUUUACUGCCUUCCCCAUGUACUUAGGUGAAAUUGCUUCUUAUCACAUCAGGGGCUUGCUUGGAUCCAGUUUGCAGCUCUCUAUGAUAAUUGGAAUGCUCAUCAUUAAUAUUAUUGGAUCAUAUAUGAGUAUUAGGAAUACGGCUUUGGUGUCAGCAGCGCUUUCGCCUAUUUUCUUCGUUUUAUUCUGGUUUAUGCCUGAUAGUCCAUAUUAUUUGGUGAUGAAAGGUAAAAUGGAUGAAGCGACUAAAAGUUUGAAGUUCCUAAGGCAGCAAAAAGAUGUUUCGAGUGAGCUAAACCAGGUGGUGGAGGCUGUUAGAGAGGAGAAAGAACAGACUGGCAAGUGGUACGAAUUGUUUUCCAUCGAAAGUAAUAGAAAGGCUGUUAUUAUAGUUUUUGGUCUCAGAGCUAUCCAACAAUUCAGCGGUACCACUGUGAUAAUGUUUUAUGCAAAAAGCAUCUUUCAUGAGGCAAGUGCCAAUCUAUCCCCCACAGAUGCCACCAUAAUAUAUUUUUCUUUGCAAUUGGUGUGUGCAUUAGUCUCCAGCUUUCUGGUAGACAAAGUCGGAAGGAAACCUUUGCUAAUUAUAUCAAUCAUUGGAUCAGGAGUAGCACUUUCCUUGGAAGGCACCUACUUUUACCUCAGCAAAAACACCACUCUAGACGUAUCAAGUCUUAAGGUAGUACCUUUAGUAGCCCUCUUAGGCUAUGUAGUGAUCUUUAAUAUCGGCAUGGGAGUGAUUCCAGUACUAUUCUUAGGUGAAAUGUUCCCUACAAGCGUUAAAGCAUUUGCCUUAUGCCUGGCUGACAUAUGGUUUGGAAUAAUAGUCACGUUGGUCUCAAAGUUUUUCCAAAUUAUGCAAGAUGAUUUUGGAAUUUCUGUGCCAUUCUUUGCGUUUGCCGCAUGUUGCGCUCUCGGAUUAGUAUUUAUUUUAAUUAUUGUACCUGAGACCAAGGGUAAAACUCUGGAAGAUAUCCAGUUGGAGCUGAAGGGUCUUGAAAAGGAACAAAAAGGAAUUGAGAAGGAGCAGGAUAUUAUCAUUACAAGAUGCUAGAAAAGUAGAAAAAUUGUAUGAGAGGAGUGUGAUUGCAAGAGUGUUAAUAUUAGUUAGUUAAUAAUAGUUCAAUAUAAACCGUAUUUAGGAUAAUUGAAGUAGUGCAAUAGUAAAAGAAAUGCCUUAAAUAAUUAUGCGACUAUGAAUGCUCCUAGAAUAUUAGGUAAUUAUUUAUUUUUUAUUUUGUAAGUCUUAUGAAUCUGUAUUUUUUUGUACUUGUUUGACAGGAAAUAUAUUAUUUCCGCUUUUUUAUAAA
Anthonomus grandis grandis is the source of this 2108-nucleotide messenger RNA. Its product is annotated as facilitated trehalose transporter Tret1-like. The transcript is spliced from 4 exons. Gene Ontology annotation, molecular function: sugar transmembrane transporter activity. Gene Ontology annotation, cellular component: membrane. The record is from RefSeq and is a predicted model, not a curated record. NCBI's taxonomy places the organism in Eukaryota, Metazoa, Arthropoda, Insecta, Coleoptera, Curculionidae. The coding region runs from base 416 to 1852 and encodes 478 amino acids. Gene Ontology annotation, biological process: carbohydrate transport; transmembrane transport.